This is a messenger RNA of Iphiclides podalirius (scarce swallowtail), 1905 nucleotides long. NCBI's taxonomy places the organism in Eukaryota, Metazoa, Arthropoda, Insecta, Lepidoptera, Papilionidae. The record is from the annotation of a GenBank genome assembly.
AUGAGUGUAACUUUGUGUUGUGAAAUACUUUUAACACUGUUCAUUCUAGAGGCUUCGGCGUCUUUCUGGCACGAUCGCAGAUUACCCAGUCACUUGUAUACAAACGCAUCACGAACCCGCCAUAAGCGGCAGGAAGAGGCAGAUUGCAGCUACAACGAAUGGCGUUGCAACGAGGGCACCUGCGUGCGCGUCAACAGCGACUGCAACGGCCGGAUCGACUGCCCGGACGGCAGCGACGAGACCUUCGAACUCUGCAGGAACCGCGAGUGCGGGCCGUAUACCUUCCGGUGUAACUACGGCGGCUGCGUGGACGAGACCGCCCCCUGCAACAACCGGCAGGAAUGCCCCGACGAGUCCGACGAGCUGCUUCCCCGGUGCAAGGACGAGAAUCCGGUGGAAGGCGGCAAGUUCAAGUGCCGCGACGGGGCCCUCGUGCCCGUCGAGAGGCGGUGCGACGGCGCCGCGGACUGCGCCGACGGCUCGGACGAGACGGUGGGCGCGUGCGCCGAGCUGGCCUGCCCGCCGGGCCGGUUCCAGUGCGAGUACGGCGGCUGCGUGGACAGGGGGGCGCAGUGCAACCGCACAAUCGAGUGCGCCGACGGAUCGGACGAGAAGAUCGAGCUGUGCGGGGUUCAGACCCUCGUCAGGCCAACAACGCCAGCGCCGGUCACUGAGGCGCCCAAAUGUCUCUCCCCUGAGCCGCCGCAGAACGGAACGUACACUGUCAUCGGGCAGGCGGACUCCCCCGACGUGGACUACCUGUACCUGGAGUUCGCCUGCGACCUGGGCUUCCGUCUGGUCGGCGAGGCGAAGGUGGCCUGCCUCAACGGCACCUGGCCCAGGCUGCCCCGCUGUGUCCAGACGUGCCAGUUGAUCAAACACGUCAGCAUUGAAUACGAGUGUACGGACGAUGCAACCGGCAAGCCGCGCGAUUGCGACCCCGAAGAGAUAGAGGGCGCUGUCGUCAGGACUUCCUGCCGGAGGCCCGUCUACUACUCGCCGGUGGAGCUGCCCUACAUGCACUGCCGCCAGGGCGUGUGGAGCGCCGCGCCGGUCUGCACGGCCGAUUGCGGCACCCAGUCUUUGGGCAGCACACCACUAGUGCUGCUCGGCGGCUACGCCCGCGCCGGUGAAGUGCCCUGGCACGUCGGCAUCUACGACAGAUACACGAAGCCCGGUCACGUUGUCCAGAUAUGCGGCGGCUCACUCAUCAGCAACACGCUGGUGUUGUCCGCGGCGCAUUGCUUUUGGAACGAGAACUACCGCGAGCUGAACGAGGCGGGCCAGUACGCCCUAGCCGCCGGGAAGCUAUACCGCAGCUGGGACCACCCCAAAGACGAGCCGUUCGUGCAGAAGUCCAAUGUAUCCGAAAUCAUCGUGCCCAAUUCGUACCGCGGCCUGGAGCUGUACUACAAGAACGACAUCGCCAUCGUGGUGGCCGCCACGCCCUUCGAGUACAAGACCUACGUGGUGCCCGUGUGUCUGGACUUCGACGAGGAGUUCAGCAACGAGCAGCUACGGAAUGGCUUGCGUGGGAAGGCGGCGGGCUGGGGCCUUACGACAGGUUUGGUCGGUUCCGAGUCGCCUGUACUCAAGGUGAUAGACCUCCCGUUCGAGAACUACGAGAGCUGCCUGAACCUCACCACGCCGGCUCUGGCGCGUUACAUCACUUACGAUGACAAGAUCUGCGCGGGCUCUUUGGACGGCGAGGCGCUCUGCCGCGGCGACAGCGGCGGCGGGCUCGCGUUCCCCUCCGCUCGCUCGGGCCGCCGCCGCUGGUACCUGCGCGGCGUCGCCUCCACCAGCCCGCCGUCGAACGACGCGACGCAGUGCAACACGCGCUCGCUUACCAGCUUCACGGCGGUCGGCCGCUUCGAGCGCUUCGUGAAAUCGCGCUGGUACCCG